ACAUCCCGAAUAACACUCAUUCUGAUUGAUUAACCUGGUCCCUCCAAUCAGAAAUUCUCUGGGUAGAAAGUGGCAUGUACUUUUGAGAAAGGUUCGGUCUGCAAUUUGGAGGUAAGUGAGCUGGUCCAAGGAGAGACUGACACAUCGAGGCUGGGUGCUUGAGCCCACACAAUGAAUACAGAGCAAACUUGAUUGAGAGUACGUGUGAAAGAAUACAGGACAUAAUUGUACAAAGUUGUAGAAAAAUUGGGUACACAAAAUGGGAGUACUAACAAAUUUAGCCCGAGGGUUAGUACGUGGUGCAGACAGGAUGGCUGAGAUCACAGGCAAACGAGGACCAAAAAGCUUUCACAAAAGCCGAGGUGUCAGACUAGCUGGAGUUCUCACUUCCAGUAAAAAGUUUGUUAAAGUUAAAGAAAUGGUUCCAGAGUUUGUAGUACCCAACUUGAAGGAUUUUAAGCUGAAACCCUAUGUCUCGUACAAAGCACCUAAAGGAACUGAAGAGCCUCUCACAGCAAAGAAACUGUUUUUGGAAGUUGUGGCCCCCCAGAUAGAGAGAGACCUCAAAGAAGGAAAGUUUGACUCCAGUAAUCUGGAAAAGUACGGCUUUGAACCUGUACAGGACGGGAAGCUAUUUCAGUUGUUCCCAAAGAAUUAUACAAGAUGAGAAAAUGACUGAAACUAAUCUUUUAGUGGAAGAAAUUACCAAAAUAAAAUGGGCAAAUCACAA
Protopterus annectens (West African lungfish) is the source of this 730-nucleotide messenger RNA. RefSeq names its product mitochondrial ribosomal protein L41 (gene MRPL41). Gene Ontology annotation, molecular function: structural constituent of ribosome. Gene Ontology annotation, biological process: translation. The transcript has 3 exons. The record is from RefSeq and is a predicted model, not a curated record. NCBI's taxonomy places the organism in Eukaryota, Metazoa, Chordata, Ceratodontiformes, Protopteridae. Bases 260 to 667 code for a protein of 135 amino acids. Gene Ontology annotation, cellular component: mitochondrial large ribosomal subunit.